AUGGACUACCUAUUCAAAGAGCAUGGGAUCAAACAUGGGAAUGAGGACGCCCAAUCAUUUGAUUUUUUGUUUGGAUUGGUGGUGAAGCGACUGGAGGCGGAUGAGUCGGGGGAGCCUCCAAAGUGCGACCAUGAAGGUGGAGAUCUCACCGGCAGCCCUGUCUCCGCACCUGCAGAGCUGAGCGGUGGGAGAGGUGUAAAUUGA
Penicillium samsonianum is the source of this 204-nucleotide messenger RNA. RefSeq lists its product as uncharacterized. The record is from RefSeq and is a predicted model, not a curated record. The coding region runs from base 1 to 204 and encodes 67 amino acids. The transcript has a single exon. NCBI's taxonomy places the organism in Eukaryota, Fungi, Ascomycota, Eurotiomycetes, Eurotiales, Aspergillaceae.